UGGAGCAGGCCAGAUUUGCCCACGCUAUUUGACCGCAAGCAUGUUGGUUGGGGGAGAAGUUGGGAAUCCCAUUUUUGUUCAGCUCUUUUUCUUGAUUCAUUCACUUCAUCUCUCUCUUUCCCUUUUCUCUGUUGUAAAUUGCAGUCCAAGUUCUUCACUUUCCACAACAAUCAAACUUACCCAGUUGGAAUUUACCUCCAAUUAUUUUCUGGGUAGCAGAGAUUUGGGUUCCUGAAAGAAAAGGAAUAGUGGGUUGGUGAGCUUUCUUCUUAUUGUUUUUUGGGUGAUGAGUUUUUUAUGAAAGGAAAGAUGGGGUUUUUUCUCUGACCCAGUAAGAAUCUGAUACUUUUUCUGGGUUUUGAGAGGAAUAAUCAAAUGAGGGAUUUUCCUGGGACUCCUGGGACUUUGACUGGCCUUCUUCUCAGGAUUUCCCAAUGCGUCUUUGCUGCCGGGUCCAUUGCUUCCAUGGCCACCACUGCCAGCUUCUUCAAUUUCACUGCUUUCUGCUACCUGAUUGCUUCAAUGGGUCUGCAACUGAUCUGGAGUUUGGUACUUGCAUUGCUUGAUGCAUAUUCCUUGGUGAAAAAGAAGGUCCUGCACAACCCUGUAUUGGUUAGCCUCUUUGUUGUUGGAGACUGGGUUACAGCAACAUUGUCUCUUGCAGCAGCUUCGGCCUCAGCGGGCGUAACCGUGUUGUACUUUAGUGAUCUGAAUGACUGCAAUUACGGAAGGGAAUGCCAAAAAUACCAGAUGGCAGUUGGUUUGGCGUACCUGAGCUGGGGAUGGUUGCCCUUGGUGCGAAUGACUCCCAAUCAUUGAUACAAGUGUAGAUCCAACUGCAUCAAUGGCUAGGAACCUGGGAGUCAUAUACAUGCAUGGACGACUCGCCCAAGCAUUCCUCUUGUAUGUCUUUUGCAGGUGUAUUUAGUGGUUUUGGCAAAAUCCUUGGUGUUCUCUUGAUAUUGGAGGAUAUACUGUGGUUGUUGACUACUUGGUUGUUAGAUUUUUGGCAGAACUUUCGGUUUUCAUUCAUUAAUUGUAUAUUAUAUAUCGGAAUAUAAUAAAGUUUUGACAGAUGUUGUGGGAUAAGUGGCAGCAAGAGAAGUAUCAUUUGAAAUUGCAUCAAGAAGCAAAAUGAUUACAAAAAAAGUCAGUGGAAGCAGAGAUUGUUGGGUUAGUUGUUGGAUAGGGUCCACUGUCAGUGGCAGGUGAAAGUAUGCUAUCAGCCUAUCAGCCACUACUUUAACCCAUUUGUCUGUCCAAAAUUAGAUUCAGAGGCUAUAAUUAAUCAUGACCGGCAGAAGCUACUCAACAAAAUGAUUCCCACAUUGGAAGAAGUAUAAUGUAUGUAAAUCUGAAAGAUGAAUGUAGCAAGUGUUGUCUCUUUCA
Messenger RNA from Malus domestica (apple), 1389 nucleotides. Its product is annotated as CASP-like protein 5B3. The record is from RefSeq and is a predicted model, not a curated record. Lineage: Eukaryota; Viridiplantae; Streptophyta; Magnoliopsida; Rosales; Rosaceae. Gene Ontology annotation, cellular component: plasma membrane.